CUGCUGCUGCUGCUGCCGCCCGCCGAGCCCCUCUGCCCGGAGCCGUGCGACUGCCAGCAGCAGCAGCACCUCCUGUGCACGAACCGGGGCCUGCGCGCCGUGCCCAGGACCGCCGAGCCGCACCAUGUCCUCACCUACAGCCUCGGCGGCAACUUCAUCGCCAACAUCUCCGCCGUGGACUUCCAGCGCCUCGCGGCGCUCCAGCGCCUGGACCUGCAGUACAACCGCAUCCGCUCGCUGCACCCCCGGGCCUUCGAGCGCCUGGGCCGCCUGGAGGAGCUCUACCUGGGCAACAACCUGCUGCCGGCGCUGGCGCCCGGCACGCUCAGCGCCCUGGCCAAGCUGCGCAUCCUCUACGUGAACGCCAACGAGAUCGGCCGCCUCAGCGCGGCCUCCUUCUCCGGCCUCGGCAGCCUGGUCAAGCUGCGCCUGGACGGCAAUGAGUUGGGCUCGCUGGGGGACUCCACUUUCUCAGGGCUGCCGAAUUUACUGUACCUGCACCUCGAGUCCAACCGCAUCCGCUGGCUGAGCCGUGGUGCCUUCACCGGCCUGGCCAAACUGCGCUUCCUCGACCUCUCCGGGAACCAGCAGAGCUCCCUUCGGCACCCCGAUAUCUUCGGGCCGCUGCGCUCCCUCCACACGCUGCUGCUGGCCAGCAACAGCCUGCAGCAGCUGGCGGGAGGGCUCUUCCAGCAUCUGCCCGGCCUCGCGAAGCUCUCGCUCAGUGACAACCGGCUGUCCCACCUGGCUCCCGACGCCUUCGUGGGGCUGGGCUUGCUGAAGGAGCUGCGCCUGGAGGGGAACGUGCUGAGCCACCUGCCCGCYGCGCUGCUGGAGCCGCUGAGCAGCCUGGAGGCGCUGGAUCUGAGCCGCAACGCGCUGACCGCGCUKCACCCUGCCGCCUUCGGGCAGCUCGCCCGCUUGCGGGAGCUCAGCCUGCGGGACAACGCGCUGGCCACGCUGCCCGGCGAGCUCUUCGCCUCCAGCCCGGCCCUCUACCGCCUGGAGCUGGAGGGCAACGCGUGGAGCUGCGACUGCCGCCUGCGGGGGCUCAAGCACUGGCUGGGCGCCUGGCACUCCCAGGGCCGCCUGCUCACCGUCUUCGUGCAGUGCCACCUGCCGCCCGCCCUCACCGGCAAGUACCUCGACUACCUGCAAGACGCCCAGCUGCUGCCGCCGCCCGACGGCAGCGCCUGCCACCACAGCGCCUCCCUCUUCCCUGCGUCCCCUCUCCCGCCGGCGCAGGAGCAGCUCUGGCUGCCGCCGGCCGCCGAGGGCCUUGACGGCAACAGCAGCGGUGGCCUCGUGCCGCCACGUGGGCCGCCGGGGGCUCCGCCAUCCGCCUCCACCRCGCGCUUGCUGGGGGCGCCUGAUGGGGUUGUGGCACCGGUGGGCGCCAGCCCCACGCCGCCGAUAGCYGCCGGCGCGGCGGGCUCGCAGGCAGCGCCGCCCGGCGUGACGUGGCCCCGGCGCGCCGGCAAGGCCCGCGCGGCCGGGCUGCUGCCGCUCGUGUCCGACCCGUGUGACUUCAACAAGCGCUUCCUGUGCAACCUCUCGGUGGAGGCGGUGAGCUCCAGCUCGGUGACSGUGCGCUGGGCUGUGCGGCCGCACCGCAGCCCCCGCCUGCUGGGCCCGGCGCGCUUCCGCCUCCUCUUCGACCGCUUCGGCGCCGCCGUCAAGUUCCAGCGCUUCGUCUACCUGCCGGAGCGCAGCGAGCCGGCAGCCACGCUGCGCGAGCUGCGCCCGGACACGCCGUACCUCGUGUGCGUCGAGGGCGUCCUGGGCGGGCGCGUGUGCCCCGUGGCGCCGCGGGACCACUGCGCGGGGCUCGUCACCCUGCCCGAGGGCGGCACGGCGGCGGCAGCGGCAGGCGGGCCCCGCGGGCCGGACCAGCAGCUCCUCACGCUGGUGCUGCUGGCGGUGAACGCGCUGCUGCUCCUCGUGGCCGUGGCGGCGUGGGCCUCCCGCCUGGUGCGCAAGAAGGUGCUGGGGCGGCGGAAAGCGGCGCCCGUGCACGUGCGGCAGCUCUACUCCACGCGCCGGCCGCUGCGCUCCAUGGGCACCGGCGUCUCCGCCGACUUCUCAGGCUUCCAGUCGCAGCGGCCGCCCCGCGGCGCCGUGUGCGCCCUCAGCGAGGCCGACCUCAUCGAGUUCCCCUGCGAGCGCUUCGUGGACAGCGGCGGYGGCGCCCGCCACGGCGACGAGCACCUGCUGCAGCGCUUCGCCGACUGAGAUGGG
Messenger RNA from Nothoprocta perdicaria, 2238 nucleotides. RefSeq names its product TLR4 interactor with leucine rich repeats (gene TRIL). The transcript has a single exon. Gene Ontology annotation, molecular function: protein binding. Gene Ontology annotation, cellular component: extracellular matrix. The record is from RefSeq and is a predicted model, not a curated record. Lineage: Eukaryota; Metazoa; Chordata; Aves; Tinamiformes; Tinamidae. The annotation marks the transcript as partial.